AUGCCACUCUGCGAGCAACCCGUCCCCGAGACCGAUGCCAGGCUUUUACUCCUGAACGACGACGAUCCCGAGUUCAAGGACAAGAACGGUGACAACCACGUCGAUCCUCCGCCUGCUCCUGGUCAACAGCCGAAUCAACAACAGCAGCGUGAUGAGAACCAUGCUACCUCUGUUGCUGCUGUUGCCGGUCGUCCUUCGGUUGACACAUUUGGCAUCUAUCAAGAGUUCGAUGCCAUCGAGCAAUUGAGCGCCAACGGCGAUGGCCGCGAUGGGGAUGAGCUUGGUCUCACCCCCAACAGUGGUGACAUCAAUGUCAGUCAAGAUGUCGGCCGAGGUGACGGCGGCGGUUCUGCUGCUAGUUCUGGCCACGCGGAUACUCAUCCCAACUACGUCCACCAGCAGCAACGACCUCCUUACCACCAUUGCAUCGCGGUGUUGGAUGAAAAGGACUCGACCGAGUUGAAUUCUGCAUCGGCAGCUCCUUUGGGCUUUGUUCCUCAGCCUGGUGAUGAGAAUACUACCGUUGCCCACCCUGGUCUUUCUGCCUCUUCUGAUGAGAAGCGUGCAGCUUUGCGUUCUUGCUUUUCGACCUCGUCGUCUUCGAUCUCUCCGUUGGUCCUGCCUUCGCCAUCCAAGCUCUUGUCGGACGGGGAUUAUGGUGUUGCUGUUGGUGAUGAAAAGUCUGACACGCCGCCGCCGUCAUCGACUGUUCCAUCAAUGUCUCUGGCUGCAGUCACUGCUUCGUCGACGACGACGCAGUCGCAGUGCAAGACUCCUCCUCCUCGAGCAAGCCAUCUUCCUUGGCGUGUUUCUUCUCCCCCGAACUCCUCAGCCGCGAUGUUGAACGGUGACCCUCUCUCUACCACCGAGACCUCUGCAGGUCAUUCCUACAUGCGUGAAACCUCCGACGGUGCCUCGGCCUCUGAGGAUCGCAACACCUUCUCGGCCACCGAUUGGAAACAAGAGCAGCAGCAACACUCUGCCUCGAUCAUGGAGCAGACUUGGGCUCCCGCUUCGAGCGCUAUCCACGGCCCAACUCUGCUCUCCACCUGGGAUGACUUGCGUUCGUCGCCCUUUGACGAUCACUCUGGCAGCAGCAAGCCGUCCUUCCCUACUGCUACCUACAACGGUGCCCCCGUCUCACUGGCCUCCUAUGUUACUUCAAACAACAUCGCAGCCGGAUCUCACUCGUUCGGCGCCACCGCCUGGCCGUCUGAAUCUGGGUCCGGGUACAACCAGUCUUCGCCUUACCCGUCAUCUCCAAUUCGACUUGACGAUCCAGCGGUUCUGGCCGAAUAUGCACGUUACCCAUCUCACAAGGUGGCUUCUCCUAUGCAUGAUCCCUUGCCUCCGCAAUUUUCUUCGUCGUCGUCUGGGGGUUUCCAUUCGUACCUUCAUUCUGGUUACUACAGUGGUCCUCCUGGGCUCCGCUCUCCAUCCUAUGCCUCGUCGAUGGACGUGUAUCAGUCCACUCGAACCGGAUCUGGAUCUGGUGGUCAGUUCUUGCAUUCUGCAUCUGGGCCGGGACCGUCUUACUCGCACGGGUUCUCGACGCCCAUUCUCCCAUCCUAUGAUCGUAUGCCGUCCUCUGUGCUGAUGGGUGGUUCUGACACCUUCUCGUCGCCCACGGUGCCCAGCAACAGUCUGUACAACCCGACAUCAAUAUCAGCUUUCUUGCCGCCAUUCAAUAUGAGUGGCAACAACAACGGUAUUUCUCCCGCGAGUUACAACGGAUCCAAGGGCUCUUCUUCUUAUCCGCAAGACCCGCUUUCUCCUUCGUCAAUCCAGCAGUAUGCCACAUUUACGGCCGCGAUGGGUCGAACAAUGACCAAGCAGGAAAUGCAGGCUACGGACCCUGACCCAAAGUUCUGUCAUAACUGCAAGACGACUGCUACUCCGAGCUGGAGACGGUGCCCUCAAGGUCGUAUUUUGCUUUGCAACGCUUGUGGUCUCUACCAAAAGCUGCAUGGCAAGGCCCGCCCAUUCUUCAGGUCAAAGGACGGCACAAUCAAAAUCCACAGAACCCUCCCCGAGCACGACCCGUGCGCAUUCUGCAAAACGACUCAGACCCCCGUCUGGAGGAAGGGACCUGACAACUUGUUGAUUUGUAACGGCUGCUCUUUGAUUGCUCGACAUGGCAAAUCGUUGGUCCGACCUUCGCCUGCAUCCAACGAUGUCUCUUUUGAUGGCAAUGGUGCAGUGUCUUCGACGUCGGCUAGGCCAUCCUUGUCUUCGGCAUCGGUAUCGGCUUCGCCCUCUGUCAGCACUGGCAAGCGAUCACGUGCCCGAUCGGGCAAGUCAUUGGCGCGAUCAGAGACGCCCUUUGAUCAGCAUUAUGACACCAUGUCAGGCAACCUUUCGCCACCACCCUCGGAGCUACACAAGUCCAGAUUCAAGUCGUCGUCAUCGUCGAGCCGCAGAAGCUUUCACCAACGCCGUAACAAUCGCUCGGCUGGUCGAGGCUCCACCACCGCCACCACCGCCCCAGUUCCUAACAGCGUCCAUGAGACUGCGGUGUCGCGUAUGUCGACCAAAUGUCGACCAGCCAGGAAGAAAAAAAAUUCCAGCUCUUCCUCCAGACGCGUUCUUUGCGACGACACUGUCGCUGACGAAGCAUCCAUGCCCAUCUCGAUGUCUAUGGCGGAUCAACCCACAUCCGGGGGCAGGUCUUACCCUCUCUCGAUUGGCCUUUCUCAGGGUUACAAGUCUGGCGCAGAUGAUGGUGAGGGGUACGGAGUCUUUGGAGACGUCGGAAGUUAUGACGGUGGAGAUGCUAGAGGAGGGGAGAUGGGUUAUGACAUGAACGACUGGCGUCAGCAACGCCAGCAUCCGUCCUUGUCCCCACUGCCCUUCUACCCUGACGACGCCGAGCCUUUCUUGCCCAGUCCUGAGGGCAGCCAUGGUGGAAACCACGGUGGUAUUGGAGCUGCCUUUGAGCGACACCAACAGCAGCAGCAGCAGGGCCAGUUGCCAUCGCGCUCAAAGUCGGCGCUCUACUCGUCGCGCUCAUACCCCACGCAGCCGCACUACGGUCACCAGCAUCACCAACGGCAGCAGGGACAGCAACAUCACUACAACUGCCAGCAGCAGUAUGACCGCCAGCCAGAGGGUCAUCGAGUCCAUCCCACUCCACCUUCGGAUUUCCCCUACAGCCCUUCAGUCGCCAACGGUAUUCAAUCUGAAGCUGUUACUGCACCAGUUCCCACCGCUGUGGUUUCGACCACCGUCGGUUCUGGCGCCAACACCAUGACCGAAGCACCGGUCAGACCCGCUUCUUCUUCUUUGUCGGCGAUCCCAAACUCCUCGAAGGAGCCGAUGUUACCUUCCACCUCGUUGCGCCAGGGCGAGUCCACUUCCACCGGCAAGAACACAGUCUGCAUCAAGCAUGAAGGAAUUGAUGACGAUGAGAAUGGCGUUGAGGAAGAGGAAGCGGUCGAUGGCGAAGGGAAGGCGGCCUCGGUGACCAACACUGGAAGCGAUCUGUCCUCAGCGGAGGAAUAUGAUUCGGACGAGUGA
Messenger RNA from Linnemannia hyalina, 3516 nucleotides. The record is from the annotation of a GenBank genome assembly. NCBI's taxonomy places the organism in Eukaryota, Fungi, Mortierellomycota, Mortierellomycetes, Mortierellales, Mortierellaceae.